Apis cerana (Asiatic honeybee) is the source of this 2224-nucleotide messenger RNA. It is a transcript of the gene sad, whose product is annotated as Cytochrome P450 family protein sad. Gene Ontology annotation, cellular component: mitochondrial inner membrane. Lineage: Eukaryota; Metazoa; Arthropoda; Insecta; Hymenoptera; Apidae. Gene Ontology annotation, molecular function: oxidoreductase activity, acting on paired donors, with incorporation or reduction of molecular oxygen; monooxygenase activity; iron ion binding. The record is from RefSeq and is a predicted model, not a curated record. Gene Ontology annotation, biological process: glucocorticoid biosynthetic process; cortisol metabolic process; C21-steroid hormone biosynthetic process.
AUACCACUGAAAAAUAUGAUUGUAUUUACUGUGAGAAAAUUAUAAUGGUUAUGUUAUUACAAAAAAUAUAUGAAUUAGUAUUAAUACCAUAAUCAUAAAAAAAAUUGUAUCAUUAUUUUGAACUAUCACCAGUGUUAUCAUUGGAUUGGAUUCAAGUUAUCAAGCAUGACUCCAGAAAAAGAAAACAAGAGGUAUUAAACGAUUUAUUUUUCAAUGAAGUUAUGUCUGAGAUUGAACAAAAAGCGAUUCAUUUGCAAAAUAAAAGUUUCAAAUUUAAUAUAAACUUUAUAAUAUGUUUUGAAUAUAAACUAAUACCGGUAUUUGGUGUUUCUUGUGCUUACCAUUUAAAUUAGCAUUAAUGAUAAGGAAGAAUCGUUUAUGAAUUAAGAAAAUGAAUCUUGCGCAAAAUAUUUUGAAAAGCGGCAAAUCCGUAAGUCUUUCCAGCAAUGUCAUCGCGUUGAAAUAUAAUGUACCUGGUUGCGGUUACGCAGGCGCAUCGCAGACAUCAAGAAUCGAUGAUUUAUCCGAUAUCUCGAAAUCCACAGAUGGCGGGAAUCGAUCGAAGAUAGAAAUCACGGAGAAAUUACGUGACAGAAAUUAUGGUACUGUAGCGGUAGCAACUAGCGGAAGUAUUUUACAGGAAAUGCCAGAACCGCGAGGAAUUCCUGUGUUUGGAACACUUUUUUCAUUCAUUUUAUUUGGGGGUCCAAAAAAACAACAUGAGUACGUUGAUAAAAGGCAUAAAGAAUUGGGUCCUGUUUACAAAGAACGUAUAGGACCAACCACAGCAGUUUUUGUAAAUUCAAUACAUGAAUUUCGUAAAAUUUUUCGACUUGAAGGAUCAACACCAAAACAUUUUCUACCAGAAGCUUGGACACUUUACAAUGAGAUGCGGAAAUGUCGUCGCGGUUUGCUAUUCAUGAAUGGCGAAGAAUGGAUAUAUUUCCGUAAGAUUUUAAACAAAGUAAUGUUAUUACCAGAUCCAACAAAUUUAAUGAUUACACCAUGUCAAGAGGUAGCCAUAGAACUUAAACGAAAAUGGCAAAAACAGAUUAAGACCAAUAAUAUUAUAUCGAAUUUACAAGUUCAACUUUAUCAGUGGUCUAUAGAGGCUAUGAUGGCCACAUUGAUGGGAUCGUACUGGUAUUCUUACAAACAUCAAUUGUCCCGAGAUUUCGAAAUAUUAGCAGAAACAUUGCAUGAAAUAUUUGAAUAUUCAGCUAAAUUAUCUAUAAUACCAGUUAAAUUAGCUAUGAAUUUACGUUUACCUGUUUGGAAAAAAUUUGUUGCAUCUGCUGAUACAGCUUUCGAAAUUGUUCGAAUGUUGGUACCAGAAAUGGCUAAAUUAGGUGGUAAUGGUUUAUUAAAAAAAAUGAUGGAUGAAGGUAUUCGAGCCGAAGACGCAAUCUGCAUUGUUACUGAUUUUAUUUUAGCAGCUGGUGAUACGACGGCAACAACUUUGCAAUGGGUAUUAUUGUUGUUAUGUAAUCAUCCUGAAAAACAAGAAGAAUUAUUUAAACACAUAAAAGAUCUUCCUCAAAAAGAUAUAUUAAGAUUACCAUUAUUAAAAGGUAUAAUCAAAGAAUCUCUUCGAUUAUAUCCUAUAGCUCCAUUUAUAUCUAGAUAUUUACCGGAAGAUAGUGUGAUUGGUAAUUACUUUGUGCCAAAAGGGGAAUUGCUUGUCUUAUCACUUUAUUCGAGCGGUCGCGAUGCUGCGAAUUUUCCACAACCAAAUGAAUUCCGUCCAGAAAGAUGGAUUAGAACGCAAAAAGGUAUUUAUCAAGGCGUAGUACAUCCACAUGCAAGUUUACCAUUCGCUUUAGGAGCUAGAAGUUGUAUUGGUCGAAAACUGGCAGAAAUACAAAUAUCGUUUGCAUUAGCAGAGUUAAUUAAAUCAUUUAAAAUAGAAUGUAUAAAUAAGAAUCAAGUAAAAUUAAUUUUACAUUUGAUUUCUGUACCAUCACAAUCAAUAAAAUUAAAAUUGAUGGAGAGAAAUUAGCUAAUAUAACAAAGUGAAAUAUCAUUUAAUUGUAAAAAUAGUAAAAUACUUUUUUGUUGUUUAUUUUUUUAUUUCCUUCUAUGCAAUAUUUUAUCCAUAUACAUUUAUAUUGAAUAAAAUACAAAUAUUUUCUCCAUUGUACAUACAUAUUUAUGUGUAAAUUAAUUAUUUAUGUUACAAUUAUUAACAUUUAAAUAUAUAUUUUAAUUAAAUGACAUUUAUAAA